CCUCCGCGCUUCUCUCGCUCCAGCGUCUGCCCCGCGGCCCCUGCGCCCAAUGAAACUGGCCGCGAUGAUCAAGAAGAUGUGCCCGAGCGACUCGGAGUUGAGUAUCCCCGCCAAAAACUGCUACCGCAUGGUCAUCCUGGGCUCCUCCAGGGUGGGCAAGACGGCCAUCGUGUCGCGCUUCCUCACCGGCCGCUUCGAGGACGCCUACACGCCCACCAUCGAGGACUUCCACCGCAAGUUCUACUCCAUCCGCGGCGAGGUCUACCAGCUCGACAUCCUCGACACGCCCGGCAACCCC
Tupaia belangeri chinensis (Chinese tree shrew) is the source of this 298-nucleotide messenger RNA. RefSeq names its product dexamethasone-induced Ras-related protein 1-like. The annotation marks the transcript as partial. Gene Ontology annotation, molecular function: G-protein beta-subunit binding; GTPase activity; GTP binding. The record is from RefSeq and is a predicted model, not a curated record. Lineage: Eukaryota; Metazoa; Chordata; Mammalia; Scandentia; Tupaiidae. Gene Ontology annotation, cellular component: cytoplasm. The transcript has a single exon. Gene Ontology annotation, biological process: signal transduction.